UCAAAUAUAAAUUUUAAACAAAGUUGGUGUAUUUAUACAUGCAAUUUUUUCUUUUUAAAAGAGUAAUAAUCAUGAAACAAACUUCUCAUUUAGCUAGGUUGAAAUAACGAACCCUUCCAACAGCCUUCUAGAAUCAAUAAUAUUUUUCCAGAUACCAUGCAUUUACACAUAUUCCACAGGCUUCUCAAUCACCGUACCAAUGAUAUCACAGUACGUGUAUACAACAUAUCCAUUAAAUUUUCCGAGUCACCUAAGGCUGCGCACGUGAGGAUUAUCCCUCCUUAUCUUCAUCAUCAACCUCUCCAAGUAAUGUAACGUGAGUCAAUUUGUAGACUUUCAAUGUCAAAAGCAAUCAUAUUCCUAACAUUGAAAAAACCAAAUAAUUAAAUAUGAAACAUAGUAGCAUGGAAAACCUAUGAGCUUGCGGGUCAUCCAAGUACCUUUACAGAAACUUCUAUUUAUUCCCUUUUCCUCCAACCUUCCUAUCUCCUAAUCAAUCAAUCCGAAUAUUUCUUCAUUUUAUUCAAUCUUUCAUCACCUUCCAAGAAACACCCUUUUGUGGAUUUCCCUAUUGCGUCCACACCACUUAGAUACCUAUAUAUAUACCAUCCAUUAAUCCCACACAAAACUUAACAAAAUCUUUGUCCCAUCAUCAUCAAAUUAAAGUCCCAAAUCUUAACUAAUUUCCCAUUUGUGAAAUGAACGGCGGUGAUCGAAGCAUGGUGAAGAAAGGCUACAAAGGGAAGAAGAAGAAGAGCGAGCAGCUCCUCAAAGUAGUGUACAUUUCUAGCCCCAUGAAAGUCAAGACUAGCGCCUCAAGAUUUAGGUCUCUUGUGCAAGAACUCACCGGCAAAAACUCGGACGUGUCGCAAUACAUGGACGAUGGAGCCAAAGACUUCUAUCACGAGAUCGAUUGUGAGCAUCAAUCUAUAGCAUCGGUAUCGACAGACGAUAAUACCCCUACUAGCUCCGACUCCUUGCAGGGGCAUAUGGACCUUGAUGCCUUCACGUCGCAAAUGAGAGACCAAUUUUCAGGGAUUUUUUCGUCCGAUUCGUUUUACGACCCUUCGCAGCUUGAUGUGCUUGGGAGCUUCGAUGAACUGCUGUGAAUGGAUUUUUUGGUGUUGUUCCAUUUGUAUUUUAAUUUUUUUUCCUCUUCUUUGUAUCAUAUGUUUAUACAGCCUUGUAGGGGAAUAUUGCUUAGUAUGUAUGUAUUAAGCUGAAAUUAGGUGUUCUUGUAUUCAGACAUGAAUGAUAUCUAAUUUCUAGCUAGUUAAUUAUACCAAGAAUCAAUUUUUUUCUGUCA
Molecule: messenger RNA, 1306 nt
Organism: Salvia miltiorrhiza (redroot sage)
Lineage: Eukaryota; Viridiplantae; Streptophyta; Magnoliopsida; Lamiales; Lamiaceae
Product: sigma factor binding protein 1, chloroplastic-like
Exons: 1
Coding region: 699-1109 (136 amino acids)
Source: RefSeq, a predicted model, not a curated record